Diaporthe citri is the source of this 1350-nucleotide messenger RNA. RefSeq lists its product as uncharacterized. Lineage: Eukaryota; Fungi; Ascomycota; Sordariomycetes; Diaporthales; Diaporthaceae. The coding region runs from base 1 to 1350 and encodes 449 amino acids. The transcript has 7 exons. Gene Ontology annotation, biological process: mitotic sister chromatid segregation. The record is from RefSeq and is a predicted model, not a curated record. Gene Ontology annotation, cellular component: kinetochore; MIS12/MIND type complex.
AUGUCGUCCUCUAUCGACAUCCCCGCUCAGUCCAAGAGGCAGUCCAAGGCCCACAGCCCCAUGAGCUCGUCCUCUUCGACUUACUCGUCCUCGCCGACCACCCCGGCCAAGUCCUCCAACUCGGCCCAGAAACAGAAGAUGGUGCACGAGCGCCGACCGAGUCUGCUGAGCUCCGCUCUCUCAGAGUCCAAGUCCACUACCAUCAACAUCGGGGACGAGGAUGGCCCACCUCGGCUUAUCUCGUAUCUUUCCACCAGCCAGGGCUUUGAAUGGAAUCCCGAGCUUUUCCUGCCCUCUUACAUCGAUUACGACUAUACGCCGCUGGAGAACAAGCGCGAGCCCGUCAAGGAGAUCACCCUGACAGACGAGGAGAUCCAGAACAUGUUCCCCGCAACUAGGCAGGGGGCUUUCGAAUUUGUCUGGUCGAAGACGAAACUCGCCGUCAUGCACGACCCGCACUGCCGCAUGAGGCCGGGCAGCUCGACGCGCUACGCGGAUGCAAUCCCGUCCUCCUCCGCGACCAACAGCAGCGACGACAAGAACAACGGCAACGCGAUGGACGGCGCGCACCGCAAGAUCGAGCUGCAGUCCCCGGAGGACCUGACCUUCCUCAUCAACAACGUGCGCCGCGCCGCAGAGGAGCACAUCAACGCCGCGUUCCCGCCCGUCGACGACGGCCAGGACAACGGCGCGGGAGGGGGUGACGAGCUGCGCGUCAGGAUCGAGAAGCUCGUAGCCGAUUACAUCUCCCAGACAUUCACCCUCGCGGCGCCGAACUUGUCCAUAAACGGCUUCGACCUCGACGCAAAGACCUUCCCGGCUGUAUACCUUGACUUACCGUCCACCUCCCCGUCGUCUUCUCACAACCUCCGGCGGCGGCGCGGCGACAAUGCAGAACCCGCGGAGGUGGUGCAGUACGAGGCGUUCGACGCGCGGCGGCGCGCCCGCGUCGAGGAGCUCGCGCGCGAGGAGGAGGACCUGAUGCGCGAGAUCGCGGCGCUCAAGCGGCGCGUGCCCGCCGCGACGGCGAAGGGGUUCACGGAGGGGUUCUGGGAGGGCGUGCGGGCGGACGAGGAGGCGCUGGGGAGGGCGCGGGAGGCCGCUGCUGCGGAGGGGGCCGGUGAUGGGCAGGAUGAGGAGGAGGAAGAAAAGGAGGAGGGUGUCGAGAAGAGCAGCAAGGCCAAGGCUAUGCUGGACGGGAUUGGGCCCCUGGAGCGGCAGGCUGGCGUGGAGGCGGGCUACGGGGGCGUGGUCGAGGCGCUGGGGCGGAUGAAGAGGGAGAUGCCUGCUACGGUGGCCAAGAUGGAGAGGGCGAGGGUCGCUGGCGAGUACGUGGUCACGGAGAGGUGA